Messenger RNA from Symbiodinium sp. CCMP2456, 633 nucleotides. The record is from the annotation of a GenBank genome assembly. Lineage: Eukaryota; Dinophyceae; Suessiales; Symbiodiniaceae.
GAUCAGAUGAGGCAGGCAGUGGAUCACCAGUUCGUGAAGGCAGCGACUCACCAACAAGUCAAUCGUAUGCGCCAUCCGAAGCAGGCUCGACUGACAGCAGCAGCGGUGGCGGCCGCAUGUCAGGAACAAGUGUGCAUGCUGAGCCUGAACGAAACCUUCCUGGCUUACCUGCCGAUGAUGCACGCAACUCAGGCGGACUACGAGAUGUUCGAGAUGGCGGGGAUGGCGAAAUGGCCGUGGAGGUCCAUCCGGGGGAGAAUAGAGCAGAGGGUCUUAGUGAAAAUCCACGAAGCAAAAGGCAGACUGUCAUCCAGGGCCUCGUGCUGCGGCCAUCCCAAACCAUACGUCAACUCGAACGACAACAAGCCGGCCAAGGGCCUGAAAAAGUUCCAAUGCCGCGUCACCUUAUCCGGCAAAGAUGUUGUUGUGUCGAUGGACAACAAAAACAUGCUGGUCAUAAACGGUGCCUCCGCUCCCGCUGCCGGUGCUUUUCUCAUGCUAGGCGAACUGACAGCUGGUAACGAGAAGCUUAUCUCAGAAUGCCAGCAGGUCAAGAUGGGCUCUGGUAUCGUCAAUGAGACCGUCGCGUACUUUGGCUUGUAUGCCGGCCGUGCGUUUCUGCUGAUGCCAUGA